AACAAAUAAUUUAAUAAAAAAAAAUAUUAGCAAAUUUUUGCCAUAAAAAAUAUUUUGCAAUUUUUUUUUCAUUUUUUUGAAAAUUAUGAAAAAUUACUAAAACUACUAAAUAUUGAUAAAUUAAAAAAAAAAAACAAAAAAAAAAAAUGAUAAUUAUUUUGGUGUUUUUCGUGAUAGCAUUAGGUGUUUUUCAUUUUUUAGUUCAUUAUGAUAAAAAGGGCAUUAUUAUUAAUAAAAUACCUGGACCAAAACCCCUACCAAUAUUUGGGAAUAUUUUAAGUUUUAUGGUCCCACAAAAUAAAUUAUGGAAUGUAAAGAGAAAAAUAAACAGGGAAUUUUAUCCCAUAAAUAGAACUUGGAACUUUGGAAGACCUUUUGUUAAUAUUUAUCACCCUGACGAUGCUGAGAAAUUAUUAACAAGUAUGAAGCAUAUUGAAAAAGGUGAUGUUUAUCACAUGACAAUGCCAUGGUUAGGAACUGGAUUGUUGACAAGUGCCGGAAUGAAAUGGCAAAAAAGAAGGAAAAUGCUGACACCAGCUUUUCAUUUUAAUGUUUUAUUGGAUUUUGUCGAUAUUUUUAAUGAAAAUGGAGAAAACCUUGUGAAUUCAUUGAAAUCGGAAAAAGGAUCUUUUGUCAAGGAUAUCGUACCACUUUUGACUAAACACACCCUAAAUGCAAUAUGUGAAACUGCAAUGGGGACUUCACUUCACGAUGUCAAUACCAGAGAUACAGAUUAUAGGUCUGCUGUUACACAAAUAGGCGACUUGUUUAUAUACAGAUUCUUCAGACCUUGGUUACAUCCUGAUAAAAUAUUUUAUUCAACCUCUGUAGGAAUUAAGCAGGCAAAAUUAUUAAAUAUUCUUCAUGGUUUUUCGAAUUCGAUAAUUUUUGACAGAAAGAAAUAUUAUGACGAUGUAAGGACAAAAUCGAACAUUGAAAUAAAUAAAAAAUCACAAAACGUUGACAACGAUUUGGAAUUUGUUAAAAAGAAGAGAAUGGCUAUGUUAGAUACUCUCAUAGCUGCACAAAAAAAUGGUCAGCAAAUUGAUGAUGAAGGAAUUAGAGAAGAAGUUGAUACUUUUAUUUUUGAGGGUCAUGACACAACUGCAAUGGCUUUAUGCUUUGCUGUAUCACUUCUUGCAGAACAUAAAGAAAUUCAGGAACAAGCACGAAAUGAAGUAGAUGAUGUAUUGAGAGAAAGUAAUGGUAAAAUGGGAAUGGGUGAAUUACAAAAAUUUGUUUACGUUGAACGUUGUGUUAAAGAAUCAUUAAGAUUAUAUCCCAGCGUUCCAAUGGUUUCACGAAAUAUUCGUCAGGAUUUACAAUUAAAGAAUUAUGUUGUCCCUGCUGGUUCAUGUAUUCAACUUUAUAUUUAUGAUCUUCAUCGAGAUCCAGAAUUUUGGCCAAAUCCACAGGUGUAUAAUCCAGAUAGAUUUUUACCUGAUCGAAUUCAAGGAAGACAUCCUUAUUCAUAUAUUCCCUUUAGUGCAGGAGCUCGAAAUUGUAUUGGUCAAAAAUUUGCAUUACUUGAAUUGAAGGCGAUUGUUGCGCACAUUCUUUAUAAUUUUGAAUUAGAGGCAAUAGAUUUGGCACAUGAAAUAAAUAUUCUCGCCGAUUUGGUUAUUAGACCUGCUCAACCAAUUCGUGUGAAAUUUAUUCCAAGAAACAAAUAAAUAAAUCGACAAUAAAAUAUAUUAAAAAAACAAAAAAAAAAUAAUUGUAAAUGAGAAAUAUUUUUUUUUUUU
Leptopilina boulardi is the source of this 1745-nucleotide messenger RNA. Its product is annotated as cytochrome P450 4C1-like. Gene Ontology annotation, molecular function: oxidoreductase activity, acting on paired donors, with incorporation or reduction of molecular oxygen; heme binding; monooxygenase activity. The transcript has 12 exons. Lineage: Eukaryota; Metazoa; Arthropoda; Insecta; Hymenoptera; Figitidae. The record is from RefSeq and is a predicted model, not a curated record. Bases 147 to 1673 code for a protein of 508 amino acids.